AUGUCUCUGCUGCCGCUCCCUGACUCACUCAACCUGAUCAAGAUAGACAGCGGGCAUCAGGACUCCCUGCAGAUGGAGGCGGCAGGAGGCGCAGCUGCAGUAGGAGGCGCAGCUGCAGCAGGAGACGCUGCAGCCAAGAAACACCACAACAGAAAAAAGGACCAGGGGGCUCACAGUCCCAGCAGGAAGACCCGAGACAAAGAGAGGAGGAGACGGAGACAUGGCAAGACGAGAAAGAGCGGGUCAGAGGUGAAGAACGAAGCAGGAGGAAAGAGUGAAGAUGCAGAGAAAAGUGAGAAAGCUGAGAAGGAAGCGGUGGAGACUCAGAGCAGCCAGACUCAGAGUGUGACCACAGAGACACAACAUGAGGGAGAGAAGCUGCAGACGGAGGACAGCAGCGAGGAACGAAGACUCAAAAAACCAAAGAUGGUUCCAGCUCACACUCAGACAGAGACACAGGAAGGAGCAGACAAACACACACAGACUCCAGCAGUUCAUCAGACCAGCCAGCAGACGCAGACAGACUUCCCUGAGCCGGGACAGGACGGAGAGAAGAAGAAGAAACAGGACAAAAACAGAGCGGAGGCCGAGCUGCAGGACGCUGCUCAGCCUGCGACAGAUCCACCAAAAGACGCAGCAUCAGGUUCAGUCCAGGAGCCAAACUCUGAGUCUGCAGCAGAGAAAGAGUCUGCAGGAGACUCUGCUGCUCCCACACACUCACAGGUACAAACAGCUGACAAACCCAAGUCUUACGCUGGAGCGGUGUCCGGAGGGGACGGGAGUCAGGGACGGGACGGUGCUGAGGCCUCCACAGCAGGAACAACCCAACGCACGCGUGAUCGGAGCCCAGUGAGACCUCCUCCUGCUGCUCCUGCUGUUCCCACUUUCACCAUACACAUCUAUGCCGUGAUGGACAAAAAGUUCAGAUUCACCCAGGACCAUGACACUCUUGUGAUGUGCUAUGAAGGAGGUUAUUUACCCUUCAAGAUGACACAUUUUGUUGGUUUAAAACAGGGGGGAUAUCUGGUGGAAGCAAGUCUGUACGUUGAAGAAAGACACAUAAGAAGAGGUGAUUUGUGGUCUUACUGGUACGGUGUAAAACAACGGCAAAAAGAAAUUAUCACAGGAAUUACCACAAGAAAUGUUCAGAUCCCAUUCGACCGCAGCGUUAAAGAGCUGCACAUUUACGAAGGCUUCAUUUGUCGUCUGGAGGCUGGUUCCACCAUGCAGAAUUUUUGGAACAUGUUCAGAUCUAAAGAUGUGGAGGUGUCGGACGCUUGGCAGGCCUCAGCCACAGCUCUGCUGGACAGAAUCUUCCAGAGGUUUUCCCCGUCAGACAAACAGAGCACGGACAGCCUGUGUGAACAGUUGGAGCAUUACAUGAAGAGUCUGGGCUCUGCACAUGAGAGGAUGCACUUCAUGGACCGCUCACGACCUCCAUCGAUCAAGACCUCAGAGCUGAUCUCUGCCACGUUGAUUCAGAUCCUGAGAGCAGAGCCGAAGGAGAAGCUGCCGGGCAGCUGGAGGAGCAGCAGCGCUCUGCUCCGCGGCCUGUCGGUGUUCAAGGUGACCAGGAGGUGUAACAUCAACCUGGGAGUGAGAGGCUGGGCCGACCUGUGUCUCCUGCUGUCCUCAGAGGCCGACAGGGACAAGGACAACCUGGACACGGUGCUCAGCUCUCUGCAAAGUCCACAAUACACCGUGUUGGGGCUGAUGAACCUCUGUGCGCAGCAGACGGUGGCGGAGCUCGUCCUGCUGGUUCCUCUGCUGCUCAGACUCCGACAGCCUGAAGCCCACGCAGCAGCACUGGGUCCAUCUGUGGAGGAGAAUAACUUCUCAGGACUGCAACAGGUUCUUUUCAUCAGUUUCAGGGAGAGUUUACAGUCCCACCCUGACAAGAGAAAGAAAGUACUCGGCCUGAUCAAGACACGUCUUUCUCAGGCCGAGGAGACGCCGCUGCUCUUCGUCAGCUGGGCGUCUCUCGUCGCGUUCGGGGAUCUUCCUGAGUUUUCCGAUCUGACGGGGAUUCCUGCAGAACAGCUGAUCCAGAGUCUGCUGUACAGACUGAGGUUGGCUGAGACCAGAGAUAACAACCGAGCACAGGAGACCGUCAAGCACGCUGAGAAAGUCCUGAGCCACGUCCUGCUGAGGGUGGACUCACAGAGGGACAGAAUGAUUGAGUCUGUAGACAUGCAGCCAGUCUUCCUGAGCAGCGUCGCCGUGAUGAAGCUCACCUGCAGGAUGGUGAGACUGGUCCAGUGGUACCCAGCUGCUGUCUUUUCCUGCCGGCUUGUCUUCAGACUGGCAGAGAUGCUGGAGGCCAGACUGAGGAGAGAGUCGUCUGGAGAAGAGAUUGAGAGCUCAAAGCAGAAACUGGUGGACCAGCUCCAGGCUGUGCAGCAGCAGAUCAGUGAGUGGAGAGACAACCUGCUGCACAAACCACCUGUGACGUCUAAACCUAACCUCACCUACCCAAAGGAGAUUGAGCUGUGGGAUUCGCUGCUGAAGAUCCAGUGUUCUGUAGAAGAAGUAUCGUCCAGCUGGAGGUCCAGUCUGAUCAAAGACCUGAAGAAGAGAAUCAGUCAGGCGAGUGAGGAGGAUAGAGUCGUGCUCUGCUGCCUCGACUCGACUCUGGCAGGGAUAAAAAACAGUCACGAAGAUGUUCAGAGCUGCUUCAGCGAGCUGUGUCAGUCCUCCAUCAAGACGAUCUGCCAGAGGGGGCAGGAGGGAGACCUGCUGGGGAAACUGAAGGACCUGAAGGAGCUGAAGGACCUCCCUAAUGAGGUCUUAUCCGCUGUGGUGGUCCAGUCAGCAGCUCGGUUCAGAGACCGUCCUGUAGUCCAGCUGCUGGAUCCACAGUCCGCCAUGAACCACCUGCUGUCCCACGGAGACUGGAAGCAGAUCCAGGUGGACGACGCUGCGGGAACGGUGGUCCACAGCUGCAUCUCUGCUCUGCAGGGUCUGGUGGAGUCUCUGCUUCAGGGGCACGUCCGCCUGGGACACCUGCAGAGCUGCCUGAAGUACAAGGAGGAGUUCAAGAGACUGCACCUGCAGUACAAGAAAAACACCAGAUCUGAGGCGGUUCCUGUGAAUGCAGAGGUUGUGUUGGCUCAGAGAGACAAAGAUCUGCAGUGUUUCAUUCAGCGGAGACAGCAGAUUGACACUCUGAUAAAGAUGUUAGCGAAGGUGAAGGAGAGUAUCACAGUUCCUGAGAUGAGGACUCUAGAGGAGCAGCACGAUGCAGACCUGCAGCCUGUGAGCCUGAACAAACUGGUACUGGUUCAGGCCUUUAACUCUAAGGGGGAGCUGGGGAAGGCAGGCCCGUCCCAGGUGCUGUGGUACAACAUGAGUAUGAACACUCUGAAGAUGUCCAGUGAGAUGCACACACUGCACCUCAGCACGCUGGUCCUAUCCCGCUGGGUGACGGGCGCCACAGCCAUGGCGUCGAGGCAUCCCUGCUCCGCUCCCGUCCCCGUCACUCUGCAGCAGGUCUGUGAGAACAUCUGGACCCCCCUGCUGACCGACUUCUGCCAGCUCGCUGUGAGCAUCGCCACUGCUGAAAUCACGUUCCAGCAGCUAGACCAGGUUCUGCUGGACUCUGGGGACCAGGGAAACGGCGAGCUGGUGAAGAAGGAGCUGAUGCUGAUGUCGGAGGCGGUUUGUGAGUUGGGCCAGGUCAGACCCGAGAAGGGCUGGGUGGAGCGGAGACUGGCUCAGAUCCAGGAGUACCGGCAGCUCCACGAGGCGGCGGCUGCAGCCGGCGCCAUCCUGAGGACGGCUGAGGUGAUGAAGCUGACCGGGAACUUCACGGAGAUCAACACUCUGAGCCAGCUGGGAGAAGAGGCCUUUCAGCAGCGCUCCCUGGACUCUCUGACCUACGAGCUGCUCCAGGCCAGACAGCAGCUCUCUGCUGUCACCAAGCAGCACACGGCCUGCCUAGAAGAGUUCCUGCGGAGCCAGACGCUGGUCAGCUGGGUCAAAGAGAACCUCAAAAACAUGAGCGAUGUGAAGGUGUACGUGGACCUGGCGUCCAUAUCCGCCGGAGAGAACGACUCGGAGAUCGACCAGGUAGCCUGUUUCCACGACGCAGUGAUGGGCUACGGCCCGCUGCUCUACUCCCUCCUUCCUCAGGCCGGCUUCAAUGACUUCAUGAGGUGUGCUCGGCAGGUGUGGGACACCCAGAACAGAGACGAGAAGCUGCCGGACAAACUGAGAGAGUCCACACGGCUGCUGAGCUGGCUGAAAGCUCUGAAGGAGACUCACGGCUCGGUGGAGCAGUCCUCUCUUUCCCUGGCUUCUUCCAUCAACGCUGACGGAGUUUAUCACAUCGGAUGGUCUGCUCACAGGACACAGAAGAGAUGUCUGCAGAACAUGCUGCAGGUCACAGUGACGCAGGGCCAAGAGCAGAAGAGCUACAGGCUGGAGGAGCUGCUGGAGCUGCAGAACAAACUCAUGCUCAUGUCGUCUAAAGGAGAGCACGGCCGGGAGCAGGUGGACAGAUUCACACAGGUUUUUGAAGGAGUUCAGAGGUUGGCCACCAUCCUCCUUCAGAUGCAAACAUCCGGCAACAUGCUCUUCAGGGACUGGCAAGCCGAGGUGCAGUGCCGCCCGCAGCAGCAGCCGUGCAUCACAGCCUCCUUCCUGUCCCUGCAGGCUCAGGAGAUGACAUACCACGGUGAGGUGACGGAGCAGCUGCAGGAGCUGGCUCACUCCAUGGACCGCUGCCAGCAGGAGUGGCGCUCCUUAGUCAGCGAGAUGCGCUCCAGCUUCCCCUUGCUGAACCACUUUACCUCGGAGCAGCUGGUGUACCUGUGCCACUGGGUGCACAGAGUGUGUCAGCAACCGGUGCCGGCUCCUCCACAGUUAUGGCGUUUACUCUUUCCAAUAAAGCCUCAGUGCACUCUGAGUGAUGUCAGAGAGGCUUACGCUAACGCAGCAAGAAUAACUGCAGAGGGUGAUGAAUCAGAAGAGUUUGACUCUGAAGAUGAGUUGGCGGACCUGACUCCAGCUCCACCAGGACUCACUGAGGAGGCUCAGGAUCUAAUGGAGUUUUCUUCAGAUGAUGACGCUGCAGAGACCUCCUCUGACGGCCUCAGAGAGGACAGUGUUGAGAAACUCUGGAGUAGAUUCAAAAAGGACAUGCCGCAGUACCUCAGCGAGUCCCUGGACAUCUCGUCUCUGGCCCACCUCCUGUCCUGCCUCUCUGAGACUAACCAGCAGCACAUGAUCAGGAACCUUCCGCCGGUUCUGCAGGAGGGAAAGCCCAACCUCGUGCUUUGUCCCACUGCAGAAGUUUUUACCACCAUCCUGUCUUUUUACAUGCAGAGUCCAGAGCAGCCUCUGCCGUCUACUGAUGAGGUUCUGGUCUGCAGAGAAGAAACCACAGAGGAAGAGGUGGAGAUCUUUCUCCGCCGAGCUCUGGGCCAAAGCUCUGGGCCGGACUGGCAGCAGAUACACUCUCUGGUCAGUCCGGGGCUGCUGGGGUAUGACGUCAGCGUGGCCCUGGGGGAGCUCUUUGAGAGUCUGGAGAGAAGUGCCAAUCCGUGUUACCGCUUGAUAAUAGUCAGUCCAGUUGUGCACCAGCACAGAUACGUGCCCUCGUUCUUCAGCAAUCACAAAGUGCAGGCUGGUGUGAGUGUGACAGCAGAGGCCACCCGCAGAUAUCUGCAGCACCACUUCACACAAAACGGGUUCCCAGAAAGCCCCGUCGCCCAGGUGUCCCCGGGUCAGCUCUCUGUCUGGACGGUCUCUUCUGUGCGCCCUGCAGUUGGGAAAUCCCUUUACGUGGAUCGUUUGUUUGAGAAGUUCCAGCAGAAAUCUCCCCAAGCGAAACACAUCAGGAUCCGACUGAUCGAGCCAAGUGUCGAUGUGGACUCCUUGAUCCAGAUCCUCUCAGAGAAACUGGCCCCCCUCAGAGAGCAGGACCCCGUUCUCCUGCACAUCGACACUGCUGGAGUCCGUUCAGGUCUGGAGGAGCUCCUGUUCCGUCUGUUGGUUCUGGGCUGUCUAAGCGACAGCCACGGCAUGCUGUGGAGAAGAAACGUGGCUCAUCUGAUCACUGUGGAGGUCCUGAGAACAAACACAAACUCUCAGAACCAGCCAAAAGAGAUGAAGCUGGGUCUUCUGGACGUUCUGCCCACCAUCCACUGCAGACCUCCCAAAGAGGUGAAGCAGCUUCUGGCCAGUCCGGCGAAGCGGACGUUUGACCCGCUCAUGGACGAGCAGGAGUUCUGCAGCGAGGGGAUCCAGAGACCCUAUCAGUACCUGAAGCUCUAUGGACAGAACAAGAAUCUGGAUCGUUUUAAGUACAAGGAAGGAUCCAGACUCGGGGAUCCGGUCGAUUGUGUCAAUCACUUUCUGUCUUUCUGUGGGAUGCAGGAUCCAUCGUGGGCCGAGCUGAAGAACUUCUCCUGGUUCCUCAACGUGCAGCUGAAAGACUGUGAGAACUCAAUUUUCUGCGAUCCAGAUUUUCUGGCAGACCAGUUGCCUGGUUUCAAAGGCUUCAUUGUGAAGUUCAUGAUUCUGAUGGCGAGAGAUUUCGCUUCACCGUCACUGAACACGUCAGAUGAAAGUCCCGUUCCUCACAGCCGGGAGGACGACCUGCUGACCCGUCUGAUGAUCCGUAAGCAUUGGGAGAACGAGUCUCAUCCGUACAUAUUCUUCAAUGCCGACCGAUUCUCCAUGUCGUUCCUCGGCUUCCACGUGAAGAGGCGAAACACGCUCGAUGCAGUCGAUCCUCGCAGCCGCAAAGUCCUGCUAGAAGACGUGAUGUCACAAAACCUUUUUGACGGUUUGGAGCGGCAAAGGAUCUCUCUCACCGAGGACUUUGAUCUGCUUCCGCGGCCGGACAAAAUCAAAAGGAUCUCUUGUGUCGUCGGUGCGCAGAAAGGAAUGAUGGACAGAAGUUUUGACCCGGACCCAACGUACGAGCUCACGGCCGACAAUGUGAUGAAGAUGUUGGCCAUACACAUGAGGUUCCGGUGUGGAAUUCCAGUCGUCAUCAUGGGAGAAACCGGCUGCGGGAAAACCAGAUUAGUCCGUUUCCUCUGUGCCCUGCAGAGGGAGCAGAAACCGGUAGAGAACAUGGUACUUGUCAAGGUACACGGUGGCACCACGGCAGAGAUGAUCUACAGGAAGGUGCGAGAGGCGGAGACACUCGCCGAGCAGAACCGCAGGCUGCACGAGCUCGACACCAUCCUGUUCUUCGAUGAAGGAAACACCACAGAAGCCAUCUUUGCCAUCAAGGAAAUCCUGUGUGACCGGACAAUGAAAGGGGAACCUCUGAACGUCGUCAGCGGCUUAAAAAUAAUAGCUGCCUGCAAUCCUUACAGGAAGCACUCGGCUGAGAUGGUGGAGCGUUUGGAGCGUGCAGGUUUAGGCUACAGAGUGAAGGCGAAUGAGACAGAAGACCGGCUCGGCAAAGUCCCUCUGAGGCAGCUGGUGUACAGGGUCCAUCCUCUGCCUCCCAGCUUGGUGUCUUUGGUUUGGGACUUCGGUCAGCUGAGUGACACAACUGAGCUUUCCUACAUCAAACAGAUCGUUCAGAAGCAAGUGGACGACCACGGUUUGCCGGCAGUUUGCAAGAGCAUCAUAUCAAACGUGCUCGCGGCUUCACAGAAAUAUAUGCGAAGCAAGAAAAACGAGUGCAGUUUUGUGAGUCUCAGAGACGUGGAGAGGUCUAUGAAAGUGCUGAUUUGGUUUUACCAGCAUAGCAGGGACCUUUUCCCCAGCUGCUCCCGACUCAAUGAGGCUUAUAAAACUCUAAAGUGUCUGAUUCUCUCCGUUGGAGUCUGCUACUACCCAUCUCUGGUGGACAAAGAGCAGUACCUCUCCGAGAUCUGUCAGUACUUUCCUGAAGCUCUCAGCUCUCCAGCAGAUCUGCAGGAAGAGAUUUCAUCCUGUCAAGACUUCUUCCUUCAGAACAUACAAACAAGAGAGACCAUCGCCAAAAAUGUUGCACUCAAAGAGAACGUGUUCCUCAUGGUGGUUUGCAUUGAGCUCCGAAUCCCGCUCUUUCUGGUCGGCAAGCCGGGCAGCUCGAAGUCGCUCGCUAAAACAGUGGUUGCUGACGCCAUGCAGGGCCAGAACUCCCACUGCGACCUUUUCAGGAAGCUCAAGCAAGUCCACAUGGUCUCCUUCCAGUGCAGUCCUCACUCCAGCCCGGAGGGAAUCAUCGGGACAUUCAGGAACUGCGCCCGUUUCCAGAAGGACAAAAACAUGGAUGAAUACGUCUCUGUGGUGGUGCUGGACGAGAUAGGACUCGCAGAAGAUUCUCCUCAGAUGCCCCUGAAGACCCUUCACCCUCUGUUAGAGGAUGGGUGCAUUGACAAUGACAAGCCGGAUCCACACAUGAAGGUGGGCUUCGUUGGCAUUUCCAACUGGGCCCUGGACCCCGCAAAGAUGAACAGAGGAAUCUUCUUGUCCAGGUGGGAUCCCAGUGAGGUUGAACUUGUGGAAACCGCCAAGGGAAUCUGUUCAUCGUCCAAACAAAUUCUCCUGCAAAUCAUUCACUUGUUCCCGUCUUUGGCCAAGGCUUUCUUGAGUGUCUGCAAUGAGACCACAAAGAAUCAGUUCUUUGGUCUCAGGGAUUAUUAUAGCCUUGUCAAAAUGCUCUUUGCUGUGGUCAAAUCCACCAAUCAGGAGCCAGAUAGCGCACAGUUGGUUGAGGCCAUCUUGCGUAACUUCAGUGGACAACCAGAGGGUUUCGACCCUGUCAUAUUUUUCCAAGAAGUCCUCAAAAACGCAACAGAAAUUCCCAGACCGAGCACCUUGCAGAUGGUGAAAAAGAAUCUGGACCACGACUCCAACCAGGAGAGCCGUUACCUCCUUCUGCUGACCACCAACAAUGCCGCUCUGCACAUCCUUCAGCAACAAAUCUUUGCCAAAGGAGACUACCAACUGCCUGAGAUUGUCUUUGGCUCAGGAUUCCCAAAGGAUCAGGAAUAUGCCCAAAUCUGCCGUAACGUUAACAGGGUGAAGACGUGCAUGGAGACCGGGCGCACCGUCAUCCUCCUCAACAUGCAGAAUCUUUACGAAAGCCUGUACGAUGCCUUGAACCAGUACUACGUUUACCUCAGCAAGCAGCAGUACGUCGAUCUGGGUCUGGGCUCUCACAGAGUCAAGUGUCGUGUCCACACUAACUUCAGGUUGGUGGUCGUGGAAGACCAGAAGAAGGUCUACGAGCACUUCCCCAUGCCCCUCAUCAACAGGCUGGAAAAACACAGAGUGGACCGGAGCACCGACCUGGAGCCGUGGCAGCACAGGGUCCUCGACAAACUGAAGGAGUGGGUGAAGGAGUUCUCAGGCCAGUCCUCAGGAGAUUUCAAGCUGUCUGACAUUUUUGUCGGCUACCACGGAGAUGCCUGCGCCAGUGCUCUCCUACAGGCUCUGGAGAGGAGAGGACAGAGAGCUGGAGAACAUGGAACCACAACACGGGAAGAAGAUGAACCACAUGAAACACCUGAAGCAAACUCCAACCAAAAGAAAGAGGUACCUGAUAAGGAGGAUGCAAUGGAAGUAGAGGUUCCUGUAAAAGAGUCAGAGGAGAAGAACGAUGAGGAGAUGUGUGAUGAUGAGAAGAGCGAAGAAGUUAUGGAGACAGAAAGUGAUGUUGGGUUCGCCGGGCGAAAUGAGGAAGAAGAACUCUUUGAUUUAGCCAAGUGUCUGCUGUUGAACUGUGCCACCCCUGACGCUGUGCUGAGGCUCAAGUAUUCAGAAUUAGCGAACCAGGAGAAGGAGACUCUGCAGAGGAUGUACUUCCAGCAGCAGCAUCACCACUGCCUCCGAGAUUUCCUGCAGGAUUGCCUGAACCAGCAGCAGGAGGCCAGCAGGUUUCUGGAGAUAACUACAUUCUCAAGCCUGUUGACCCGGUCAGAUGUCAGGGUUGUGGCUCACGCUCUCGGCCUGCACACGGACCGGAUCCUGCUGCUGUCGCUGCAUCAGUUCGACACCGAGGUCUCCUUCUGCAACAAGAUACGGAGCUUCCUGCAGCACGCCGGUCACUCUCUUCACUUCCUGUUGAUCCAGAUGGACCUCGAGGAAUCUCAGUGCAGCGACGAGCUCAUCGCAUCAGCAAAAUACUGCACCAUGAACUACCUGACAGCACGGGAGCUUCAGACCUGUUGGGUGAUUUUCAUUGUGAAAGUUUCGAGGAUCCCGAGUCGCUCUCAGUACAUCGGCUUCCAAGGAGGAGUCUGGCACUCGGUGCAUGUUGAUGACCUGAGGGACUCAGAGGACAUGAGUCUGAACCUGCUGGUGUUUUGUGGGACCCUCAUCAGUAACCUGCUCCACCCUGCACCCUCAGAACAUCAUGAAGAUGGAGAAACUGUAAGGAAUAGAAAAGACUCUCAGGGAGCUGGAGCCCUCCUGCACAGGCUGUCCUUAGUGAGAUCAUGCAUCCAGAAAGCUGUGGGUCUGCUGAGGGACCCGGAGGGAGUGGCAUCCCGCAGCAUGGAGCGCAUGCACAUCCUCCUGACUCUGCUGGGGACAGGUCCAGUGCAAACAAAAGCUGACUUCCAGGAGGUGCUGUUGAGCCGCCUGGCGGAGGCUCGGUCUCAGAGAGAAGAGCUGAUAGGAUCUCCUCAGGAGUGGGUGAGCAAAGAAGCCAAGAAACAGCAGGCUCUGCAGGAAGGGGGCACUCUGAGACACACCCUAUGGCGCUUUCUUCAGUCCACCGUGACGCCCAUCCUGGCCGGCUUGUUGGAGGUGAUGGACAGGUACGCCAACCUUGAGCUGCUGCGUGAUGGCGGGCUGAGCCCAGGACUGAGGACGCUGUGGCUGGACAUCCUGGCAGACUCACAGAUUUUAGGCUUCACGCCUCUUCAGAACCAAAGUGAGUCAGACCAGGAGGUACUGGUGCAUCACUGCUUCAUGCUGGACGGAGAGGAGCAGCCCUGCAGCGCCCCCUUCAGUUGGCUCGUCACCCUGCAGCUGGAGAGCUUGUGGGAAGAAACAGAGUUCAUGCCAGUGAGUGGAGAGGACGGUUCGGGGAGGAUCCUGCAGUUUGUGAGCUCGUUCAGCAGCAGCCGGCUCGGAGCUCUCUUACACAGACUGUCGGAGCAGGAUGGAGCUGAGUAUGGGCGCCGCUUCCUCACAGACUUCCUGCUGCUCUCUCUGAAGAUCAAGUCGAAGCACGAGCUCAGGGUGUUCAGCAGGGCGCUGCAGGGCUGUGUGUCCGAGCUGCAGGCGUCCGUGGGGGCCGACCCUCAGCUCUCUCCUGCCUGGAUCCUGGCUGCUGCCAAACACUUCGCCCUCAGACUCGACGCUCUCUGCCACAUAUUCCUGCUGCAGCCGCAGCUUGCCGCCGCCAUCUCCCAGCAGGGAUCAGAGGGCGAGCCACGGGAGAUGCUGGAGGACGUGUUCGCUCUCGGCGUGUGUGUGGAACAGACCAAACCUCCAAGGGUGGCUUCUCUGGAGGAGUGCGAGUCGUUAGUGAGCAGGGUGGAGUUCCUGCAGCCGUGUCUGGACCGGCUGUUCGCUCAGAGGUACAGGACGCUCUGCAGCCCUGACUGUCUGCAGCAUCUCGACUCCAUCAGGUUGCUGUGGCAGGGGAUGCUGGUGGUGGCGUCUUUCAUCCAGCACGUCCUCUUCAAAGUGAAAGACCCGAGACUGAAAGAACUGGCUCUGAAACACUGCAACCUCCACCUGAAUCUGGUGCAGGAGUCAGCUGAUGUGCGCAGUGUGGACACUCUGCAGCAGCUGAUCCGCAUCCUCAACUCUUUCCAUGACGAGUGCAUCAGCAGAGAGCUGAGGUUUGGGCUCUGCUGCUCCAUCUGCCUGUCGGAGCUCAAGGAUCCGUCCGUCCUGCCCUGUCAGCAUGUCUUCUGUCUGUCCUGCCUGCAGCACUGCCUGCAAACUCAGACUCGAUGUCCUGAGUGCAGAGCCGAGCUGCCGCCGAACUUCCAGCCGGCCGUGUCGCAGGCCGUCAAGGCGGCGCUGCAGCAGCAGGCCGAGGUCAGAAGCUGCUGUAACUCCUUCUUCCUGGAGGUGGUGUCCAGGUUCUGCCUGUCAGAGGGCCAGAGGCCUGCAGAGGGCGUAGUGGAGCUUCUCUUCUCUCUACUCGUCUAUGCCAGCGGAGACGUGUACCGGACCCGCCAGCUGUCCCCCUUCCUGCAGUGUGUGGACAACAGUCCUGUGGUUCGGUCGGUGCUGCCCAAACUGCUGCUGCAGUACAGCUUUGAGCAGGUGAAGACUCACCUCCAGACGUACCUGAGGGAUCUGGAGGAGAACCUGCACCUGAGCAGAGAGGACCUUACGGAGCUCUACCUGCUGUUCGUCAGCUGCUUCCAGGACUCUCUGCUGUGCUCUGGAGCCAGAGGAGGCGAGCAGAGCGGCGAGCAGCAGCGACAGGCGGAGAUGAGCUUCCUGAGCCAGAUGGCGAAGGGACAGACUCCGGGCAGGCGGGAGGAACCGGCAGAGUUCCUGCUGAGCCUGGCCCGGCUCAGAGUCUGUCUGAGCUCUGCAGCCCGCCUGCUGCAGGACGCUGCAGCUGCAGGCGGAUCGUCUGUCGGUCAGGUUGCGUACCUGCAGCAGGUGAGGGCUCUGUGUGAGUCCUGCGGGGACGACUGGUUCAGAGUUUACCUGCUCAGAGCUCUGCACCGACACUGCGGGGUCCAACACAUCCUGAGCCUGAUGAACAGCCCCGCCCACAGGUGGCUGUUCCCCCCACAGCUGCUGAAGCUGCAGAGGCUGAUCCCAGCCAGCAUGGACUCCUUCCUGAGCUGUGGGACGGCGUACAGAGACGUGAGAGACGCUGUGGGACGAGUCCUGCAUGACAACAAAUCAGACAGCUUCAAGACUCAGAUACAGAAGCUGGGUGUCUCUGGGAUCAGCCUGCUGCCUCUGGCUCUGUUCAGACAGAUCACCUGCCGCUACCGCUCACCUGACAGCAGCACGCUGCCCUCCCCUCAGGAGAAACGGAGGCUGGAUGACCUCCUGAAAAACGUCCGUCCGGAGGAGUUCAGGCAGUUCUGCGUGGCGCUGCUGUCCAAUCAGAUCGGAGGUCCUGGUUCAGGUCUCAGCCUCAGCAGAGACCUGUCCCCUCAGAGACAGACGGUCCUGGAGCUGCUGGUCCACCUGGACGCUGUGCUGCUCAAAGGGAACUCUCUGCUGGCUCCUCUCCGACAGAUCGCCUGCCAGCCGCAAAACGUCAAGAACUCCUUCCUGCCCACGAUGCCCGACGACCACAUGAGUGAAGCCCGACAGUGGCUCAGCCAGGACAGGAGAGCUCAGAUAUGGCUUUGUCCCAGAGGACAUCCCUUCGUAGUGACGGAGUGUGGACGGCCGGUGGCCACAGCAACAUGUAAUGAAUGUGGACUUCCAGUUGGAGGGACCAAUCACAACCCAGUGCCUGGAUUCACUGCACAGCAAAGUGUGAGCGAUCAGACUCGGACCGGACACGUGUUGGGAGAGGCUCAGCAGCGCUCUGAGGCUCCGGAGAGACAGAUGACGCUCGCUCAGUCCAGCGUCCUGAGGCUGCUCACACACCUCGCCAUGCGGCAGGGCGCCACCGCCAACCUCAACGGCAUUGCAAACCUGAUCCACCCGCGUCCUCGGGAUGUCCUCGGCUUCCUGUGGAGACACCUGCUGCAGGACGUGCGUGUGCUGGGAAAGACGCUGGACCUGAACGUGGAGGACACAGCUGUCACGCUUCAUCUGAUCCUCCACAGAUGCACAAGCUUCAAUCCAGGGUCCCGUGCAGUGAAGUCUGACCUGUCCUCCCGGCAGGCCCGGCAGCAGUGGGAGAAGCAGGUCUGUGCUGCUGUCAUCAGCCCAGUGCUGCAGGAUCUGCAGAAGAACCUGAGUGAGGCUCAGGAGAGGAUCAGGGCUGAUGACGGACUGGCUGGGAGUCCCCUGAUAAAGGUCCUGUCCGGGGACCCGGGGACGAUGCUGUCCCUUCCGUCCGACUGUCCCACGCAGCGCUCGUCCUUCUGGACGCUGCCAGAGAUGAUGACGCUGGAGCGCUUCUGUCAGCUGGUGGGAGAAGCACCAAUACACAGCUCCUUACCGCUGCUGAAUCUCUUCCUCCAGAAGAUCCACUGUGUGAGACAGCUGCAUCACCUGCCGGAGCUCUCUGCUCUGCAGGCCGACCUGCUGAGGCUCAGCUCACACUCUGCAGCUCACACCAUCACACAGCUGCUGGAGCGGAUACCUGCAGGACCCCAGAAGAAGCUGCUGCAGCAGAGGGUGCAGAGGUUCCUGGCGGUGUGGAACAGCCUGAGAGCAGAAAUCGCCAACAGCUCAGCAGCAGGUGUAGAUGAUGGUGUGUGUGAUCAGGAGCUGACAGUUGAGAGCUCCGCAGAGUUUCUGACUCCGAGUCGUCGUGGACCGGGAUCCUGUCUCCGGACUCUGGUGGACUUCCUGUCUGAGACUCACAACAGCCUGGUGAGAGAGAGCCGCCGGGAGGACAGUGACUACAGCAUCCCCCUGGAGAGGGUCUCAGAGACCCAGCUGACCCUGUGCAGCCCGGAGUCAGAGCUGCUGCCUCUGGUUCUGUCUCACUGCCACUACACCUUAAAGAAGGGUGGAGAGACGGACAUCAGCUACGACCUGCAGGGCAUCCAGAGCCAGCUGGCCCGCCGCUUCCUGGCUGGAAAACCUCUGAUCCAAGCGGACACGUCCAGGUUCCUGAACAGACAGCUGCAGGACUUCUCUGUGGUCCUACAGGAGGUCAGAGGGAAGAUCCAUCAGGGGCCUCUGAAGGGUUCUGUGUGUGGCUCCAUGAGGACGGUGCUGCGCUCCUACACAGAUGUGUGUGACGCUCUGUUCGUGGUGGAGAUCGCUCUGCGUUUCCUUGGUAAAACAGGAGGAGACCCCCAGCACCUCCUCCUCACCUUCCUCACUAAAUCUCUGCACAUGGAGAAGCAGAUCUCCAGCUCCGUAGCCAAGGGUCUGGGAGAGAGCAGACUGGAACACACCACGUUCACCUGGCAGCUCCUCACUUCCUGGAAGUCUGAGCUGAUGCUGAGCAGGAAACAAGACCCGUUCCAGGACCUCCCCCCGGCCUUCCAGCAGAAGCUGUCUGAGGAGCAGAGCAGAGGCCUGAAGAUCUUCCUCUCCAGCACCGACGUGGACACGUUCUCUCUGGAGCUGCACGAGAUCCUGCUGCUGAAGACCAGCAGCACCCUGCAGGACAGAUACCAGCCUCACUGGGACAUCAAGACCACCACAGAGACCCACAUGGAGCAGAAGGAGGUGCAGCCUCUGCUGGGCCUGGAGUCUCUACCUGAGGACAUCACGCUGGGACAGGGGCCGGCCGUGUGGAGGGCCGCCGUCACCUUCAGGAGGAGAUAAAUCAUUUCUCCAGACUGAUUCUGUGAUAUAUUUCUCAUUAAUCAGUCCUGUGUGUUAGGGUAAAAUAUUUCUGUAUAUUCUGAGUGAAAGGUUUGUACAAUCAGUGCCUUUAAAACAAUCUGAUUAUUUAUUAUGUUUAAUCUGUAGAUGAGCAGGGACCAAUUAUUCAAAUCACUAGAAAUGUACUGGGACUUUGUUGAGUUUUUUUUUUUUUUUUUUUUUUACCAAACUCAGUGUCAUCUUUUAAAUCUCUUCUUAAAACUCACUUCUAUAGAAUUGCCUUUUAUUGACCUUUUCCUUCUUUUACAUUGUUUUAUAAAUUGUUUAAGUGUUUUAUUUAUGUGUUCUUAAUUGCAUUCUGUUUUCUUGUCAAUCACCUUGUAGCUUUGUUUUGAAAGGUGCUAUACAAAUAAAAUUAUUAUUAAAAUUA
Centropristis striata (black sea bass) is the source of this 15721-nucleotide messenger RNA. RefSeq names its product ring finger protein 213b (gene rnf213b). Gene Ontology annotation, cellular component: membrane; cytosol; nucleolus. Gene Ontology annotation, molecular function: ATP hydrolysis activity; ubiquitin-protein transferase activity; metal ion binding. The record is from RefSeq and is a predicted model, not a curated record. Lineage: Eukaryota; Metazoa; Chordata; Actinopteri; Perciformes; Serranidae. The coding region runs from base 1 to 15291 and encodes 5096 amino acids. Gene Ontology annotation, biological process: negative regulation of non-canonical Wnt signaling pathway; sprouting angiogenesis; ubiquitin-dependent protein catabolic process. The transcript is spliced from 65 exons.